CUUAGCGUUGUUUCAUUUUUGGUCCUUACUCUAAUAAUUGCCGGCACUUUAUACGAAAUUUACUUGACGAGUCGCUUGAAGGCGGCACUUCGCCUUCAAGAUAAGGAGAUGAUGAAUAAUAGUGAGACUUCAUCAGGCAUAGGUUGUGCUUCAUCCGAUUACGGAGAUUCUAUGGCUCAUGAGUCGCUCAAGAAAGAGUCAAUAAAGGAAUCGCUGAACGAGUUGAAUAUCGUACUGAAUAUACCGCGUGAAGUAAACGGCGGUCCAAGUAGCAGUAACAACACUUCCGAUGAACAUCUGGAAGUUCAUCUUCACGAGCCCGAAAAACUUAGCGUUUACUCCGAAUUAUUGCUUUCCUUCUCGGCCAUUACCAACUUCAAUGCCAUUUGUGAUAGGAAUGUCGGCGCGGACACUAUUCCCUGCGUACACGGACUUCGCGCUUUUUCAAUGGCGUGGGUUAUACUCGGACAUACCUGCAUAGUGGUUUUCAAAUACUCAGAUAAUAUGGAGAUGCGUAAAGAAGUGGAGAAAAACUUCUUCUUCCAAGCUGUCACAAACGGACCAUUCAGUGUGGACACAUUUUUCUUUAUCAGCGGCUUUUUGGUUUCAUAUUUGUAUUUUCGCACGAAUGCCAAAGGAAAACUGAAUAAACUCACAAAAGGCAGCAGUGAACUGGCGGCUGGUACUGCACACUUCUUGGGAUUGGUCGCUUAUCGUUUCAUGAGAUUGACUGCGCCAUAUAUGUUUGUGCUUGGAGUCGUACAGGUUACUAUGAAGUAUCUGGCCACAUAUUCGAUAUUUGAUCCUCCGACCAUGGAUCAUGAGACGUGCCCAAAAUAUUGGUGGCGCAACUUACUGUAUAUCAACACACUGUUCCCAGUAGAUCAAAUGUGUAUGCUAUGGAGUUGGUACUUGGCCAACGAUACACAGUUCUACAUUAUUGGCGCCAUCAUACUGAUCAUCGGAGUAAGGCACUUUAAACUGUCUGCAUGUACCACUUUAGUUUUCUUGGUGUCGUCUUGGAUUACAACAGCUAUCAUAGCUUUUACUAACAACCAUCGACCCGACACUGACGACCCUCUGGCGUUAUUUGAUAAAAUAUAUGAUAAACCGUGGACGCGUCUGGGCCCUUAUCUUAUCGGGAUGGCAGUUGGCUGGAUAUUGUUUCGCACCAACUGUAAAAUUCGUUUUCCACGUCUUACGGUGGCCACUCUCUGGACGUUGGCCAUGCUCAAUCUCUUUGUUCUGGUAUUCGGACUGUAUCGCGCUGAUUUAUCACAAUUAUUGGCGGCUGCGUAUAGCUCGCUUAGCCACUCAGCUUGGGCAUUAUCGUUGGCUUGGAUCACAAUUGCAUGCUCUACAGGAUAUGGUGGCUACAUUAAUUCCUUACUCUCAGCCCCUUUUCUGUAUCCGUUCUCCCGUGUCACCUACUGCGCAUAUCUGGUACAUCCGAUCGUCAUUCGAUCUAUGGCGCUAAACACUGACGCCCCACUACACUUGGGCGGUGAUACUAUGGUUAUAUUAUUUUUUGGACUUGUGGUAGCAUCGUAUUUGCUGUCGUUUGUUGUAUCGAUGUCCUUCGAAGCGCCUGUUGUCACAAUGCUGAAGAUCCUGUCUCCUAGUCGAAAAAAGCGUAUCGCUUAGUAAACUUAUGUUUGCAAGUACAUUAUAUAUUAGGGUGGUCCAAAAUAAGUAAAGUCGGUAUUUUAAUGCUCUCUCCCCCUAGAAUUGUUCUAUAUCGAA
This is a messenger RNA of Rhagoletis pomonella (apple maggot), 1743 nucleotides long. Its product is annotated as nose resistant to fluoxetine protein 6-like. The transcript is spliced from 4 exons. The record is from RefSeq and is a predicted model, not a curated record. The annotation marks the transcript as partial. Lineage: Eukaryota; Metazoa; Arthropoda; Insecta; Diptera; Tephritidae. Gene Ontology annotation, molecular function: acyltransferase activity, transferring groups other than amino-acyl groups.